AUGAAUGUGUGCAAAGGAAUCAAUAUUGGCGAUCACUUAUUGGUUGAGGUGAAAAAGCAGUUUUGGCUAUCUGCGCCACUUAUUGGCGUGAGCAUUCUUCAAUAUUCCCUCCAAGUCAUCUCGGUCAUGUUUGUCGGACAUCUUGGCUCACUCUCUCUGUCCGCUGCAUCCAUCGCCACCUCUUUUGCCUCUGUCACUGGCUUUACGUUCCUGAUGGGAACAGCGGGUGCGCUUGAAACACUUUGUGGCCAGUCUUACGGGGCGAGACGGUUCGGAAAUAUAGGCAUACUUAUGCAGAGGGCCAUGUGUGUUCUGUUGCUCCUCUCUAUCCCUCUGUCCAUUGUCUGGGCUAACACAGAGCAUAUCCUCGUAAUCGCCCACCAAGACAAGUCCAUCGCGAGGCUUGCUGGAUCAUACGCACGAUACAUGAUCCCGAGCAUCUUCGCCUAUGGACUUCUACAAUGCCUUAACAGGUUUCUGCAAGCACAAAACAAUGUGUUCCCUGUACUCGUGAGCUCUGGAAUUACAACUGCACUUCACGUGCUUCUAUGUUGGGCCUUGGUCUUGAAGACUGGUCUAGGACACAAGGGAGCUGCUCUUGCUAUUUCGAUCUCGUAUUGGACUAAUGUCGUUCUCCUUUCCUGUUAUGUCAAGUUCUCACCUUCUUGCUCACACACAUGGACUGGUUUCUCCAAGGAGGCUAUUAGCGAUAUUGGUGCUUUUGUGAAGCUCGGUUUUCCUUCUGCUGUUAUGGUCUGCUUUGAGAUGUGGUCGUUUGAGCUCUUGGUUCUACUGUCAGGUCUGCUCCCUAAUCCAGUUCUGGAGACAUCGGUCCUUUCAAUUUGCUUGAAUACUUCAUUAACCGUCUGGAUGAUCCCCGUUGGCCUUGGUGGCACCGCAAGUACGAGGGUGUCAAACGAGCUGGGAGCAGGGAAUCCGGAAGUGGCAAAAUUGGCCGUGCAUGUGGUUGUAACCAUUGUCAUCGCUGAGGGCCUUUUGAUCGGAUCGGUUUUGUUGCUGGUGCGGCAUAAGCUGGGAUAUGCCUUCAGCCGCGAUCCAAAAGUCAUCAAAUAUGUAGCGUCGAUGUUACCAAUUUUUGUCGCAGGCAACUUCCUUGACGGGCUCCAAUGCGUUCUAUCAGGUAUGGUUGCUAGAGGAUGUGGAUGGCAAAAAAUUGGAGCUUGUGUGAAUCUUGGCUCAUAUUAUCUUGUCGGAGUUCCGUUGGGUUUGUUACUUGGAUUCCAUUUACAUCUUGGCGGCUGGGGGCUUUGGCUGGGAAUCGUAUUCGCGCUUAUUGUUCAAGUGGUCUCUCUUUCCCUCAUCACCAUACUAACAAAUUGGGAUAACGAGGCCAAGAAAGCUUUAGGCAGAGUUGGGUCUUCUAAUCAGGCAGGCGGAGAAACAGAGUGAUCGUAAUCUGACAAAUUACGAUGGAAUAAUUAAAUUAUGUUUUCUAUCAGUAGGGACUAGUAUGAACAAGAUAUUUAUUAGACGUAUUGGUUGUCAAGUGAAUUAUUAUUGGAUUCGCAU
Eutrema salsugineum is the source of this 1530-nucleotide messenger RNA. RefSeq names its product protein DETOXIFICATION 17. NCBI's taxonomy places the organism in Eukaryota, Viridiplantae, Streptophyta, Magnoliopsida, Brassicales, Brassicaceae. The record is from RefSeq and is a predicted model, not a curated record. Gene Ontology annotation, molecular function: antiporter activity; xenobiotic transmembrane transporter activity. The transcript is spliced from 8 exons. The coding region runs from base 1 to 1410 and encodes 469 amino acids. Gene Ontology annotation, cellular component: membrane. Gene Ontology annotation, biological process: xenobiotic detoxification by transmembrane export across the plasma membrane.